Patella vulgata (common limpet) is the source of this 5658-nucleotide messenger RNA. Its product is annotated as solute carrier family 23 member 2. Bases 309 to 2123 code for a protein of 604 amino acids. The record is from RefSeq and is a predicted model, not a curated record. Gene Ontology annotation, molecular function: transmembrane transporter activity. Lineage: Eukaryota; Metazoa; Mollusca; Gastropoda; Patellidae. Gene Ontology annotation, cellular component: membrane. The transcript has 12 exons. Gene Ontology annotation, biological process: transmembrane transport.
UAUAAUCUUAUCGUAUGUGGGUCGGUUUUCUAAUAUUUAUACAGGAAGUUUAAAUAACCAGCCCGAAAAUAUAGUCUAUUUUAUAAAAAUGUACAGAAGUGGUGUGCUUCAUACAUACCCAUAAUUGGAAUAUCGCAAGACAAACAUCCACUACCAUCAAUUAUCAUAUUACCAGAUGGAAGUUUAAACGUAUUGUAACAACGUGCAUUAGGUUGGAUAAACAUCUUUAACUCAAGUUUCCUAGCACAUCGAAGGUGUCAUGUAGUAUAGUAUUGUACCCGGUUCAAGCAUUACCUAAAGGAGAAAUAAUGUCUAAGAGAUAUGAAAUUUCGAGAGAUACAGGACGGAUAGAGAAAAAUGGAGUUGAGAUAAACCAUAAAUCACACACAGAAGAACAAACAGAUGAACCAAUGCUAUAUGGUGUAGAAGAUAACCCCCCGUUUUAUUUAUUACCUGUAUUUGGUUUUCAGCAAGCAAUAAUAUGUAUAACGGGAACCUUAUCGAUACCUUUUCUGAUCGUCAAUCAGAUUUGUGCAGAAGAUCUACCAGAUGUUCGCGCCAAAUUUCUGAGUAUAACUUUCUUCAUGUGUGGUGUGGCCACUAUUUUACAAGAUGUUUUUGGCGUGAGAUUGCCGAUUGUUCAAGGCGGUUCGCAUACAUUUAUACCACCAAUCAUUGCGAUGAUGGCUUUAGAUCAGUGGCGUUGUCCAGCCGAAGGUUCUAUAGAAGCCAAUACAACAAUCAGCGACCCUGCCUGGAUGAUCAGAAUGAGAGAGAUACAGGGUAAUCUGAUGUUAGCCUCUUUAACGCAAGUUAUUCUGGGUGGAACUGGAGCAAUUGGUUUCUUGUUAAAAUUUAUAGGACCAUUAACCAUAGCACCAACCAUAGCUUUAAUUGGGUUAUCUCUAACCGGCGUUGUUAUAGAUUUCUCACAACAUCAUUGGGGAAUAGCAUUUUUAACUCUGGUUCUUAUAAUAAUAUUUUCAAUGUUUCUUGGAAAUAUCAACGUUCCAUUGCCAGCUUAUAGUAGAUCCGACAGAUGUCAUUUGACAAGAUAUAAAAUCUUCCAGCUAGCUCCUGUGCUGUAUGCUAUUGGUAUAUCCUGGUUAUUCUGCUACAUCUUAACAACAACGGAUGUCUUUACUCCCAAUACAGCUAACUAUACAAACUUUGCUAGAACUGAUACACAUUUACAAGUUAUACAAAAUGCUCCUUGGUUUUACUUUCCGUAUCCUUUUCAAUUUGGAAUGCCAACAAUAAGUGGGGCCGGUUAUGUUGGCCUCUUAGCAGCAACUAUUUCAUCUAUCAUAGAAUCAGUUGGUGAUUAUUUUGCUGCUGCUAGAAUAUCUGGAGCACCACCUGUUCCUCCCCAUGCCAUUAACAGAGGUAUUGCGAUGGAAGGAUUCUCCAGUAUAAUAUCAGGAAUGGUUGGUGCUGGCCACGCAACUACAUCAUACAGUGGUAAUAUUGGAGCUAUAGCCGUCACAAAGGUUGCCAGUAGACGAGUGUUUAUAACAGCUGGGAUUAUAUUAAUAAUAUGUGGUGUGAUAGGGAAAGUUGGUGCUGUUUUUACCUUGAUACCAGAGCCUAUUGUGGGAGGAAUAAAUGCUGUGUUAUUGGGUUUGGUCAUAGCAGUUGGUAUUUCAUCCCUGCAGUUUGCUGAUAUGUCUUCUCCUCGAAAUCUAACUAUAUUUGGAACAUCUAUAAUGUUAGGAAUGGCGGUACCACAAUGGAUCAUAGCUAAUCCUGAUGCUAUUCAUACAGGUUCAACUGGUUUGGAUCAAGUAUGCACUGUAUUAUUGGGGACAUCUAUGUUUGUUGGUGGUGUUGUUGGGUGCAUUCUGGAUAAUCUUGUUCCAGGUACUCUUGAAGAACGUGGAAUUUCAAAAUGGCGAGAAAAUCUUGUAAACAAGAACAAGAAAGGCUUUGAAGAUAACAGUAAAAUUUAUGAACUUCCCUUUAUCACCAAAUAUCUUCGUAAAAUUAAAUGUUGUUUUUAUGUUCCCCUUUCACCAACAUUUGAUAAAGAAUUCACAUGUAACUGCUGUGUGAAAUCUAAAGAACAAUCGCCAAAUCAGGAGCUAUAUGUUUAUGAACAAGACGUUCCAAAUGAAACUCAAUAAUAUAUUAAUAGUUUUUUUAUGAAUAUCAGUAACAGGGUACAUUCUUCACACAGAUUUCAAACUUCACAAAGUUUUAGAAAUUUUUACAAAUCCACUGCUGUACUUUGAAGUAACCAAUUGUACAUCAUAAUAUACUCAUCCAAAUUAAAAACUUGACACUCGGGAUUUUUGGGACUAGAUUUUUAAUAUUUGGUUUAAGGCAACUAUUUUAGUGUUAUGUUGUGCACAGACGACCUUUGACAUCAACAGAAAGCAAGAAUACGUCUCGCCGAAAGUCCUUGACAUUGAUAACUUUCGUUAUGUCACAGUACCCCCCAAAAUGAAAUUCACAGACUUGGAGAACAAUCGGAAUAAAGUGUUUAGUAACGGUUGUGGCCUCCUCUAGCGUCUCGUACUGCCACACAACGUCUUCUCAUGGAUCUCAGAACAUUAGUAAACACUACCCGAGGAAGACGUCGCCACUGCUCAGCAAGAGCAUGUUGAAGGUCCUGCAACGUCAGUGGUGGAUUCACUUGCUGACGAACACGGCGAUCCAGUUCGUCCCAGAUGUGUUCAAUAGGAUUAGGGUCGGGGCUAAGCGACGGCCAAUCCAGGACUUGGACACCGGCAUUUCUUAAAAUUCUGGGUAGCAAUUGCUGUAUGGGAUCGAGCAUUGUCUUGUUGAAACGUUAGUCCAGGCCCAUAAACUUCUGCAUAAACGGAAGAAGAACAGGAUGCAAAAUCUGAUCCCUGUACUGGACAGCAUUUAAGUUCCCUUGGACAACAACAAGAGGAGAACGUCCAUGUGCACAAAAAGAACCCCAAACCAUGACGCUGCCGCCACCACAUCGGUCAACUUCUCUGACGCAUACUUGAGCGUAACGUUCACCUCGUCUGCGGUACACUCGAGCCCUGCCAUCGGCAAAUCUCAAAGUGAAUCGAGAUUCGUCACUAGAGACAACAGAAUUCCACUGUCUUUGAGUAAAUCUUAUGUGUCUUGUGGCCCACACAAGUCGGUUACGGCGAUGAAGAGGUGUCAAUAUUGGUCCAUUAUAGGGCCUCCGAGCUCGAAGACCAGCAGCCUGCAAGCGAUUUCGAACAGUUUGUGCAGUUACCCUUUCACCAAACAUCUCUCUACUUGUGGGGGUUGCAGUGACAAAUCUGUUUCUAAGAUGACGUAAUCGUAUUGCUUGAUCUUCCUGGAGCGACGUCACACGUGGCGCUCCCGCCCUUGGGCGGUCGGCAAUAGUUCCAGUUUGAAGCACUCUCAUUCUAAGAUUAAUUAUUGUCUGGCGUGAACAAUUAAAGGCUCUUGCAACAGUGACCACAGACUGACCAGCAUAGAGCCUACCUAUAGCACGUAGACGUUCUACAUUUGAAAGACGGCAUUUUCUAACAAAGAUGAAAAUAACAAUUUUAAUUUGUUUUUCCAGUUCAAGUUACGUGUGCGUGUUCAGUUUAAGCAAACUUGCAUCAAUUGACCUCACGAGUUUGUGUUUGCACGUGUUUUUCAGGUUUUUCAUCUUUAUAUGCUCAAAAGUCACGUGAUCCACGUGACUUUACAAUUUUAUGAAAUUAAAGGCUUCUUACUACUUACUAUCAUUAGAAACACUUUAAAAUUUAUUUGACUUACCAGAAAAAAAAAUUUGUUGAAAUUCAUCAGUGUCAAGUUUUUAAUUUGGCUGAGUAUAUAUAUACCUUACGCAAUGAAAUAGUGUUUUUUUUUUGUUUUUUUGUCAGAUCUUUAAACUUUGGGUACUUCAUAAAUUUUAUAUCUAUGCAAAAUUGUGUUCUUGUUAAUAAUAUACAUUUACUGUUGUCUGACCUUUAAUUCAACUAUGAUUUCGUGCUAUACAAAAACCCAUAUCUACCAAUGUCGCAGCUUCUAAACCACCUAGGACUGCAUUCUUGGUGACUAAACCUGUACCUUUUCCGAGUCGAUGAAUGCAGUUAAACCACCACGAAAAGGAUCAGAUUGUGUUUACUAAAAAAAAAUCGCGCAUAAACGUUGAAAGAAAAAAACAUACUGUACUGUAGGGCUAUAAAUGUACUAAAUGAAAAUAUUGCAUGUCAUAUUUUCAUUGACUACAGUACAUUAUAAGCGCAUAUUGAUUUGUUUUUUGGCAACAUAAUAUAUGAUUUGUUUUUUUCUUUCAAACUUUAUUUGAAUGUUCUCUUUUUUAUGUUAAUAUAAGCAAUCUGACUCUUUUCGUGAUGAUAUAAAUAUGUUCCUUGAUUAUUGGCAUUAUUGUAGGAAUUCAUUACAUCGUGCAAGAAUAAAUAUAAGUUCAACAAAGAUUUAGGAUCAAUGUCGAUUAAUGUAACCUUUGUUUUCCAAAUAAUGAAAUCGUCACCAACAAGGGUAAUUUAUUAUUGAUAUCAUUCCGGUAAUCUAGAAACGCAGCAGUAGAACAAAGGUUAGUUGGUAUUGUUUUGAUAGGGUGGUCAUGUGAAUAUAUCUCUUAAAUCAAUAAAAUUUCUAUUCAGAUCGACUGCCUUAUAAUAUUUAUUUCCAACCCAGUUCUUAUUAGGUUAUAAAUAAUUAACAGACAAAUCAUAUCAGUUCUUAUAAGGUCAUAGAUAUUUAAAAGACAAAUCAUAUUACUUCAAGUUAUCUUGGUGUAUAAUAGCACAGUCUCUUUGAUGGUCUGAUUGUAGAGGGUACUACCUAAAUAAACCCUGUCAUCCUUGACUUAAAAUAAUAUUUCGUCCCGAUUAAAUUAAUACCUAUGUAUAUAGUAGUAGCGAAGGGCAGUAACGGCGUGGCUGGUGAAGAAAAUAAAUGAAAUGGGGUUUAACUUAACGUCCUACUUUUCUGCACCAAGCAGGCUAAUGAAGACAUGUAUACGGUGAGUUAUUAGUUACAUAGUCCCAGGACACCUAGUGUUUCCGCUCACUCUUCGUCAAAUGUCCAUUUUAUACAGUCCAUAAAGAGCAUUCCGAUUUGGUUUUUGGUCAACUGAUAAAUGAAUGGAUUUCCUUCCAACUUACUUGAAUUCUCAUCUUCCUUCUGUUAAUAAAGCAAUGGCGGUAAGUGUUGCUGUGAUAAAAAUAUUGGUAUACCGAUUUUUUUUGAAUGUUUUCUUUUUUGUGAGUUAAUAAUGCCCUUUUCCGGGUGGUAUAAUUGUAUUUUUUAUAAAGUAGGUUUAAAAACCAAUACAGCGACCCUAAGUUGUUCAGAAACUGAUAUAUUGGUAGAUAUAGCUGUUGCCUAGCCUAAUCUUGAAGAUUAAAAUAAAUACCAGUACUAGUCUAUGAUCUAAAACAUCACUUUAAAUAUAUGAUCCUGCAUGCUUGAACCACUAAUCUUAUUCUGAAAGUAGGCCCUUUUGUAAUGACCAGGAGCACACAUAAUAUUAUAGAAACAAAUUUCCUAAUAAGGGCACAAGUUUAUUGUUAUAGAACAUGGAACAGUAAGCACCAGGAUACUAUCUAAAUGUGAUCAUCAAUCACAAAUUAUUUAUAGUAAAUGCCAGCCCUUGGAUUGUGUAAGGGGUAACAAAAAAUUUUUCCUGGAAAUUUUUUGCAAUCAAUGAAUAUGUAUUUCGGAUUUAUC